AUGCCAUCUCCAACCACUCGAAUGAUCCUUUCAAGAGCCCUUCUGCGCCUUUGUUCCUGGCUGGCUACCAGAGUGCGUGUGGGCUGCUAUCUGCCCCGAGGAAGCGGUUUUAAGUGUUUCGGUCUGAGAUUACUCGGUUCUAGGUGUAAUGGACGCCUGCUUUCAGUGUGUCUGUCGGUUAUCUCCGUGUCUGUUUGUCCGUCUCUCAAGCUCAGCCGUCCACGUCUCAAGCUCAGCCGCCCACGGGUCAUACCAUCUCCCGUUGUUACUCGUGCGACGCAAUCCAGAGGAGCUGCAGAUUGCAUGCGAGCGGGCAAGCUGUUCGAGACCGGUGCCAAAACUGCCUCGGAUCCAGAGCAGGCGAGUUUGUGCUGA
Mycena citricolor is the source of this 375-nucleotide messenger RNA. Lineage: Eukaryota; Fungi; Basidiomycota; Agaricomycetes; Agaricales; Mycenaceae. The record is from the annotation of a GenBank genome assembly.